UACAGUUAUCAGUCCAUAUCUUCGUGGCUAACUGUAGAAUUGGGUCUUAUGUGCUACUGUUCAGAUAUGACCUUGACCUAUUAGGCCACGUUCAUCUUAUUUUCGACGUGAGUCGUCCGGUGUUUUCUGAUUUUCUAUUUUAAACUUUUCGUUUGAUUCAUUUCCUUGAUGUUUUGAUUCCAACCAAAAAUGGUGUUUGUUCAGGAGCCUGGAAUAUUUCUUGCAUUAAUUCUGAUUCAGUCUUUGAACAUGAAACUUUAUCGGUCACUUUGUACUCGAAGACACAAGUUUGUGUCACUGACGAUUGUGACAUUAGUUCUACUGACCUUAAAGUACUCUCAAAAUCCCGUUGACAUUUAUUUAAACAAAAGGGCAAAUCACGACUGUGAGCUUACUGCUAGGGACUAUUUGAAUGGAGACAAAGAAGGCGGAUGGAUUGAAGUGGACAAAUCAAGAGAUCUAAGUGGUUGCCCAGUCAAGUGGCCAGAUUUUGUUGACACUGGCAACCCAAAUUCACCAGGAGAACGUGGUCAGCCCUUCAUCUUCGGCCAGGCUGACCUCACCCGUGAAGAACGGCGCCAGAGAGAGGCUGACUUCAAGAACCAUUACUUUGACGAGUGGGUGAGUCGAAAGAUCGCCGUUCACAGAUCCCUGCCAGACGUCAGAUCUAACAAAUGUUUGGAUCGGGCGUACGGGGAACUUCCGGCAGCGUCCAUUGUGAUCAAUUUCUGCAACGAAGAGUGGUCAGUGCUGCUGAGGACUCUACACAGCAUACUGGACAGGACUCCUGGUCACUUAUUAAAAGAGAUAGUUCUCAUCGAUGACUUCUCUACCUCAGAUUAUCUAAAACUGCCCCUUGAAGUGUAUCUUCAACCGAUGACAAAAGUGCGCCUUAUCCGGACAACUCAAAGGUUGGGCCUAAUCGCAGCCAGAAAUCUGGGUUCAAAAUUAGCUUCCGGAGAGAUUCUGGUCUUUCUAGAUUCUCACAUUGAGUGUUUCCAGGGUUGGAUUGAGCCGCUGCUUUCCCCCAUCGUGGAGGAUGAUAAAACAGUAGUCUUCCCUAUAAUACCUCCCAUCGAUGUCCACACUUUUGGUAUCCACUUGACCGAUAGAGUUCUGCUGGGCAGUUUGAGUCUAAACACGUUACAGUUCACCUGGAUGGCAGACAGUGACCGUCCCGUAAGCAGCGGCGACUAUUACGUAGAAUCACCCACAAUGCCCGGGGGUCUCUAUGCUGUGUCAAGGUCAUGGUUUUCCAAACUGGGUCUCUACGACCCGCAACUUGUCGGCUGGGGAGGGGAGAAUAUCGAAAUGUCACUCAAGACAUGGAUGUGUGGCGGCUCUCUAAAGACCUCUGCCUGCUCUCGCGUGGCGCACAUCUACAGGGACAGGUCGCCUGUCACCUGGCCCAACCAGCAAGAGACGACCAGACGUAAUUCCUACCGCGUGGCCGAGGUGUGGAUGGACAACUACAAGCAUUACUUCUACGAGAGAAAUGCCUACAACAUGGGAAAUAUUGGUGACGUCACUGAAAGGUUAGAGUUGAGAAGGUCGCUAAGAUGUCAAACUUUUGAGUGGUAUCUUGACAACGUGCUUCCGGAAGUGAAGAAAGAGGUGCUCGAGAGCGACGUCUUUAACGGACAGAUAAAAAACGUAUUAACUGGCCAAUGUCUUCACGCUGGUGUAGCUGGAAGCCAACUUCGAUUGGAACCAUGUGUUGUUGACAGCACUUCACAGGUUUGGCGAUUAGAGAAAAAUGGGAAAAUAUGGUGUAUGAAUAGCCUCCUGGGGUACAAAAUGAGCAAUGUUGUCAGCAAAAAGCUGUAUGCAGUGGAAAUAUUCACUAACAAGUUGCCAAGUAAACUUCCGGUGAUCACUUGGGACUAUUCUUCAAAUCAAACGUUAUUAAGUAAGGAGUCGAAUAUGUGCCUUGACGUGGAUACUUCUACCAGAAAGGCUAUAGUGGCAGAUUGCGCCAACUCUCUAUCACAACAAUGGAAGUGGCAGACCAGAGACGAGUUCCGAGCCAUACACAAGAAAAGAAAAUUAUCAAUAAAUUGGGAUUGAUAGUUGAAUUGUAUACACAAUAAGGGCUUUUAUUUCAUUCA
Messenger RNA from Biomphalaria glabrata, 2108 nucleotides. Its product is annotated as polypeptide N-acetylgalactosaminyltransferase 5-like. The coding region runs from base 190 to 2067 and encodes 625 amino acids. Gene Ontology annotation, cellular component: Golgi apparatus. Lineage: Eukaryota; Metazoa; Mollusca; Gastropoda; Planorbidae. The record is from RefSeq and is a predicted model, not a curated record. The transcript is spliced from 12 exons.